CCCCUCCAACAAAAAUCUAGCUUGACAAGCCGGCCAUUGGUCACGUGGGCGCAGUUUCCAAUCAGGAAGUUGAAGCACUCGUGAUAGAUGGACGCCAGUCAGUCUUUGUUCUUAUCUCGGAAAAUAAACUCACGCAUUGCUAUUCCUUUGUCAAGGCUUUCACAUCGUGCGAGAGGUAUAGUCGUCGGCCGACCUCUACGAUACUUCGUCACCGACUGGCCUCAAUCUACUGGAACGUUCAGCAACCUGACUUAGCUUGACCAUUCUCCACCCUGACCCUAGUGCACGCAGGUCAAAGUCCCGGGUUCGUCAACGAAGACGACAGCGAUGUAAAGCCUUGGCUUCCCAUUCUUCUUGUUGUCCACCUUGCGAGGCGAGGGAGGCAGUGACGCAACAACCUGGUUUUCCAGGAAGAUCGAGAGGAGGAGUGAAGCCAUUCAAACGAGAUCCUGGCGACUAGAAACGGGUAUUGGACUUUAGCCGUUAUCAGACCACACUGGUUUCGUUCCCUCAGAGAACAGCCUUGGUAAAUGUAAUCAUGUUACACGACGGGAGUGGCACGUAGGAGAUGAAAGACAGCCAUCAUUGAUCGAACGGAGAGAGUUUUGAUAUCGAAAGGCCCAGUCCCUUAACCCUCGCCUCUAUCUACAAAGAUGAUUGGUAUCACAUCUGUGGUGUGUGUAAUCAUGAUUCUGAGGGCAGUCCACGGAAGUUCAACUACACCAACACCUCCAUCAACGUUACCACCAACACAAACACCAACACCAGCACCAACACCAACAACGUUGACAUCAACAGAGACAUCUUCGUCAAAUUCAACCUCACCAACGACCACAACUGGAAUCCCAAGUACAAACGGCACAGCAACGAGUCCUGCUUCAGAUAGUUCCUCCGCAACACCAACCACCCUCACACCCUCUUCAGACACAAUAAUAGCAACCGCGACACCAUCAACGACCGAUCCGACCAACACGAAAAGCGGUCUGAACCAACAGGAGGAGAUCGCCAUCAUCUCUUUCGCAGUGCUUGCCAUUACCGCCCUCAUCGUGGCUUUCGUCGCCAUCUUCAGCGUUCGUCUCAACCGAGCUCGCGAGAAGCCCCAGCCGACACAGAUAGAGAUGAGGCACAUGAACGGCAAUCCCACCAUGCCGCGCGGAUACUCGCCUUCUGAAUACAGCAGCCGCAUCUCUGAUGGCAACGCUUCUGGCUCACAAAGAAACGUGUCCUUUUCCGUUGAACCCCUUGUGGACAGUUAGAUUAUCCGGCUAUAGCUCCUUCCCAGAAUGCAAUUAAGGUCAUCGCAUCACCCAUUUAAGCCGAUAACCUUUGUCCCCGCUAAUCUUAAUAUGUGUGCCCACCUUGGACGCAUAACAGCUGGAGCCCAAAGGCCGCAUCGCCUUCAUUAUUGGUUUAAGAUGGAGACCGGCCUGUUAGUCUCAAAAUGGAUUCCAGUCCGGACGUGUGGCUCACGUUUCAUGAACUGCACCCAAGACAAAUUGACUUCCUGCUCGACAAGGAAGCUUACUGUGGGUGUGUCAGGUUGACUUAGUCCCAGAGGUUUUUUCAAGUGACAGGAAUGUUUAUGUAAACUACAACUGGGUUUUAAAACAACUUUAUAUGUCAAAUGUGAUAAGAAUUUUUACCUAUCUUCAGCGCGGCUCAAUUGCUUCAUGGGACAUAUCGUCAUACAAUACGACGCCAGUGCGAACUUGACAUUUGACAUGUUGAAAAGGAUCUUAUUUAUAUUAUUGUACGUGGCCUUUAGCUGAUAGCAAAUCCAAAGGCGGUUUUAUCUGACAGUACGUGGAAAGAAAACCUUUCGACAAAUGAAUGAGGCAGGAGAAAAGAGAGAGAGAGAGAAGGAGUGUAAGUAAAACAGACUCAAGCACAUGCACAUCCACGUAUGAAUGGAUACCCCAACACUCGACAGGCAUUUGUUUCUUUAGCUUUAUCUAUCAAUCCCUACCAAUAAAUUAAAUGCUUGACUUUAUUUAUAUCGUGUUAAAAAAAAUACUGUACAUUAAUUCACUUUUUACAAAAAAGCUUUUUAUAGAUGUUUGUUGACGUAGGUCCUUUUGCAUACUGUCUCAGCCACUGACAUGCUUACAAAUAUUUGGGCAUUUGAUUAUCUGCAUUAUUAACAGAUGUUAUCUUCUCUGCUUUGUUCCUAUAUGUAUAUUGCUAUAUAUGUUAUUGAAGUCAUUACAUUAGCUGUGAUAUAUUUCUGAUAGCUUUACUGCAGAAAAAUUCCAUAUGCCUUCAGAAUCCAACUAUUCUUCACAAGAUUUUUUAACGCCUUCUUCUCAUUAGUUAUUGCCAUAUUAUUUUUUUGGAAAUUAAAAUAAUUAAAGAGUCAUAUUCUCACUCUUCUAAGCACUAUUGUACAUGUACAUUAUUCAAAUGAAGUUUGUACUUGGUCUUUCCAUAAAAAAUUGCAAUGAAACUCAUAGAUACCUUCACCAUCAGAGAUUGGAUUGUCUUGUAUACUGAGACAUUUCUCUGCUCUUUAUUCUCUGCUAGCAUUUUAAGUCUUAUACUUCUACACUGUAGUCAAAAUUAUUUUGUGACAGAUCUUCGUUGUACACUAUGGAAUCAAAGUAAGUUGUCAAUUCUUCUUGAAUGUGUUUUCCUAUUAAAUCCCCUCACAAAGAAAACAAAUUAUCACGGCUGUGUAGGGUCAUAGUCAUAUUUUUUCUAGCCUUUAUAAGGAAACCAACAACAACAGCAGCAAUAACAAAAACCCCAUGAACUUUUAGAAUGAAAGAGGAAUACAGAAUUUUGAUAACUUUUGACCAAAGUGUUUAUAGGAUGCUGAUUCAUGGAAUGUUUGUACGGACAUCUGACCCUGAAAAAUCUAUGAGGUAUUUCACGUGUUGUACAUAUUGUCAGAAUAUUAAUAAUCACUUAGAAAUGCAGUAAAUUGUUAAGAUCACCACAAACAAGCAACGGCUGCUCACUAGCAAUUUUAUUUAUAUGAUAUUCUACAGCUUCUACUCCAUCACUAUUAUCAUCAUACUAUUCAUUCUGGAGCUAUCUACACAAAUGUUGGAAAAAGAGCUAAAAGUGGACUUACCAAUCAUAAGAAAAAAAAAAUUUAUUCUCUGAUAAGUAGUCUGGAAUAACAGUUCUAAUGCUACUUAAAUGAAAUGAGCAUUCUUUUAAUAUAAAAAUGUCUACCUUUGUAAUAAUAAAAAAAAACUAACUGGGGCCAGCUGUAUAACACAUUUCUAAUAUAGGCUUUAACUCUUUGCAAAUAAUUCAUUUUAGAGAAACGCAGUAAACAAAAAAAAAAAAAAAAAAAAACAAAAAACAAAAAAAAAAAACAAAAACAAAAAACAAACAAACAAACAAACAAACAAACUCUUGUUACAUUUUUUAAAUUGUUUAAAAAAAUACUUAAUCCAAACUUGUGCUGUCGUAAGCACAUUUUUCGUACACUCUUGUAAUGGCCUUAGAAGCUAGUUUGAGAAAAAAAAGUUUCUAAAUAUGCUUCGCUAGAAAAGUUUUAGGUUUUAGAAACAUGUGCGACUAGCUCUUGACUUUGUUUAUUUAUUUAGUUUUUUAAGAUUUCCGUUUUAUUCAACGUAAUGCUUACUCACUAUCUUACCACUAUUGUUUUGUCUCAAGCGUUGAGAGCAUACUCUAACACUAGCAUCAUCUCUUACUAAAUAAAAUGAGCGUUUGUAGUUUUCCAGAACAAAGGUUUAUGUCAGAGGUUGAAUAGUGUUGCAUUUGUGUGUGUGUGUGUGUGCAUGCGUGCGUGCGUGCGCGCACUUGCUUUUUUUUCAGUACAAUAAAUGCAUGUGUUGUGUUAUGUAUGUUACAUAGGAGACAGAGUAAGGUAACUAAGAGACAGACAGACAAUACAGAAGACAGAUUAGCAUGUUUUUAGACAGACACGUAGGCGGACAGAAAGAGAGACAAAGGCUGCAGUCAAACCACAGCUGAUAAUUUUUUGCGAGCUCUGACGCCUGAGGUGUUUGUGGAGGCUCCGACAACAGCCUCGGUGUUUAUUUUAUCCAGUGAUACAGCAAUUAAAGCCAGAACUUAUC
Messenger RNA from Pomacea canaliculata, 4052 nucleotides. RefSeq lists its product as uncharacterized. The record is from RefSeq and is a predicted model, not a curated record. Bases 654 to 1256 code for a protein of 200 amino acids. The transcript is spliced from 3 exons. NCBI's taxonomy places the organism in Eukaryota, Metazoa, Mollusca, Gastropoda, Architaenioglossa, Ampullariidae.